This is a messenger RNA of Cornus florida, 2163 nucleotides long. Its product is annotated as E3 ubiquitin-protein ligase RGLG2. The coding region runs from base 405 to 1796 and encodes 463 amino acids. Gene Ontology annotation, molecular function: ubiquitin protein ligase activity. The record is from RefSeq and is a predicted model, not a curated record. Gene Ontology annotation, biological process: protein K63-linked ubiquitination. The transcript has 12 exons. NCBI's taxonomy places the organism in Eukaryota, Viridiplantae, Streptophyta, Magnoliopsida, Cornales, Cornaceae.
CAUUUCAGAUUUGGCGGUUCUGCUCAAUUAACCGUUAAAUUUAGGGAUUUGGAAGUAAAGUAUUGGUCUAAGAGUUCGGGACGAAGACGACGACGACGACGUUGUUGUUUGACUGGGCUCGUUAUUUCUGCUAGAUACGUUUCCUUUUGGUAGGUAUAAAUAAAUGUGCCGCGUGUUCAUAUCUUCGUUUGGCCAUUUGGCACCAACUUGGAGUCUUGUGACUUUUAAUCAAGAGGCAGUAUUUGCAGAAGAAUUAUCUUGGGAAGGAAUUGUAGAUGAAAAUUAGUUGUUAAGGUCUAUUGACGUCGGUGAAGCGUUCUUUUGACGUAGGUGAAGCGUUUACGCAUACUAGGUAGAGGCCGGGUUGUUAAGAAUUGUGGAAAUUUGUGUAGAUUAUUGAGUUGAUGGGGGGCAGAAGUUCAAGGGAGGGGAGUUGGAGGCAGUCUUCGUCGCUUCGAUCUACGUCUUCAUCUUCGCGGAGUCAGUACGAAUAUCCGCAAUCUUCAUAUCCUCAAGAAUAUCCACAAUCUUCAUAUCCUCAAGAGAGUCCAUAUUACGCUCCUCAAGAGGCUUAUCCAGCUUAUCCACCCCAACAGAUUCCACCGCAACAUAAUUAUCCACCUCCUCCUCAAAACUAUGGGGGUCAGUCUCAUGACCCACAGAGGAAGCUUGACAGGAGGUAUUCAAGGAUUGCUGAUAAUUACAGAUCCUUAGAAGAGGUGACUGAGGCUCUUGCACGUGCUGGUCUUGAGUCUUCUAAUCUCAUAGUUGGUAUUGAUUUCACUAAAAGUAACGAAUGGACAGGUGCAAAGUCAUUCAACAGACGAAGUUUACAUCACAUUGGAGAUGGUUUAAAUCCCUAUCAACACGCUAUAUCUAUUAUUGGGAAAACCUUAGCAGCAUUUGAUGAGGAUAACUUGAUUCCAUGUUUUGGAUUUGGAGAUGCAUCAACACAUGAUCAAGACGUCUUCAGUUUCCAUCCAGAUGAGAGAUUUUGUAAUGGAUUUGAGGAGGUUUUAAGUCGGUACAGGGAAAUAGUCCCUCAUCUAAAACUUGCAGGACCAACAUCAUUUGCUCCCAUCAUUGAAAUGGCUAUGACUAUUGUAGAGCAGAGUGGUGGCCAGUACCAUGUUUUAGUAAUAAUUGCAGAUGGACAGGUAACUAGAAGUGUUGAUACUGAGCACGGUCAGUUAAGUCCACAGGAGCAGAAAACUGUCGAAGCAAUUGUAGAAGCAAGCAAGUUCCCACUAUCUAUUAUCUUAGUUGGGGUAGGAGAUGGGCCCUGGGACAUGAUGAGGGAAUUCGAUGAUAACAUCCCUGCCCGUGCCUUCGAUAAUUUCCAGUUUGUGAAUUUUACAGAAAUUAUGUUAAAGAAUGUGGCCCCGUCACGGAAAGAGACAGAGUUUGCUCUUGCAGCAUUGAUGGAAAUUCCUUCUCAAUACAAAGCAACAAUAGAGCUAAAUAUUUUGGGCAGUGGUCGGAAAGGGAAUGCUCCUGAGAGGAUUCCUCUACCCCCUCCUGUGUAUGGUGCUGCUUCUUUUUGCAGUUCAAAAUCUUUUCAAUCAACUAGUUUUCAGCAGAGCUCCUCUCCUUAUCAUGGCCACAGCAGUCCUGUAGGCACUGCUCCAUCUGCUCCAACUUCUACUUAUGAUAACCAGGUUUGUCCCAUUUGCCUCAGUAAUCCGAAAGAUAUGGCCUUUGGCUGUGGGCAUCAGACAUGUUGUGAUUGUGGACAAGACCUUCAGUCGUGCCCAAUUUGUCGGAGUCCAAUCCAAACCAGAAUAAAGCUCUACUAAGCAGUUCUUUUUGGUGCUUUAAUUCCUCAUAGCCGGUGCAAAAAAUUUGAAAAAAAAAAAUCCUCCUAGCCAGUGGUCAAAACUCCUCUUUGUACAUUGUUUUAUUCAGAUUAUUUCUUCUAUUUGGAACUGCUGGUCUAAGCAUUUGGCAACCCCAAAAGUUAGUUUGGAAUUGGACCUGGGAGGCAAGGAUUUCUUUAAAGGAGGUUGUUAGGAUUGGGUUUUCUGUUCAAUUUGCCGCUGCUUUUUUCGGCUGUAUGUCACGCUGUUUAUUAAUCUAUUUACCUACACAAUAAAUUACAAAAUAUUGAUUGAAAAUGACGUUGGAAACAAUGAAGCAAAUAUUGCACCUUGUACCUUUUUGGUA